Molecule: messenger RNA, 1872 nt
Organism: Neoarius graeffei (lesser salmon catfish)
Lineage: Eukaryota; Metazoa; Chordata; Actinopteri; Siluriformes; Ariidae
Gene: lrrc56
Product: leucine rich repeat containing 56
Exons: 12
Coding region: 1-1872 (623 amino acids)
Source: RefSeq, a predicted model, not a curated record
AUGAAUCCAGUUAGGCGGCCAGGCACGUCUCAUUCUUUUGUGACAGAGUUUGAGGGUUCUGGGCAAAUCAACCCAAAUCCUGUGACUGCUAAGGACUCAGACCUGCUGUUUGAUAUUUACCUCUCUCCUGCAAAGCUGAGGAACCUGUCUGGGUCUGAUGAUCUACAGCAGGUUACAAGCUUGGAGAUGUGUGUUGACACCCGGCAAACUAUUCUGGGCAACUUUGGUAUUUACUUGCCCAGUCUUGUGCAACUGAAAAUGAACAACAGUGUGAUCUUAUCUGUGCGGGAUCUCGGAAUCACUCUGUCCCACCUCCAAGUGCUUUCCCUGGUUCGAUGCGGCCUAGCCGACUUGGAAGGGCUCCCCUCACUGUCCUCGCUUAAGGAGCUAUAUGUGGCCUACAACAAUGUGUCAGACCUGAGCCAGGUAUGCAUGCUGGAACAGCUGGAGCUGGUGGACCUCGAGGGGAAUGAUGUAGAUGACCUGGUUCAAGUGCAGUACCUGGGUCUGUGUGGGAAACUAAAAAUCCUGACAUUGGAGGGAAAUCCGGUAUGCACCUGCCCCAGUCCAGGAGCAUCACAGGUUUCUGAGUACAACUAUAGGUCUGCUGUAAGGAAGCUAAUUCCACAACUUGAAAUCCUGGAUGAUGCUCCAGCCAAGGAGGAAGAACCUUGCUGUUCCAUCGCUAUGAUGGAGGACUGGGCUCUGCUUAAAGAAUCCAUUAAAGACACUGCUUCCAUUACAGACAGUGCAAAACACUGCCUGGAACUCAUGGAAUUAAGAGGCGCAAGUGUGGAUGACUUGUCACGACCCGGGUCUGCCCACCGCCCAGGCACCAGUGUGGGAUACAGCAGUCUUCCCAGUCGCCCCGGCACUGCCAGGCCUCCUUUAUCCUCCGUCAGCUCCAGACCAAGCUCAGCUGAUUCAGAUGCAGAUACUCCAGGCUAUGAGGCCAGUGAUUUGACACAUGGGGUGGGAAGUGUUCUCUUUUGUGGGAAUCCUCUUCAGGCUAUCCGCGCACGACGACAGAAAAUAAAGCUUCAAGGCCCCAGUUCUCAGUCCAGACCCUGUACUCGAUUAGGUAGUUAUGUCCCUGAACACACGUAUGAUGUUGAAGAAUCAAGCAGUCAGGACCGCAGUCAUGUGUUUGCUGAACUCAGAACCUGGAGGAAAAAACAUAACAAACAUCUUUUGGCUGUUGAGAGAGAACGUCAGCCACAGGUGAUGAAAAUCGUGCAUGAUGAUAAUGAUGAUGAUGAUGAUAAAGACAGCAGUCAUGAAUAUGAUGAAGGAGCCCAUAGUCUCAGUCUCAUCAGUGACAGAGAAGACAUAGAGGAAACCGAAGAAGGACAAAAGACUGGCCACAGAGAUACUCAGUCUCCUGAUUCCUUGCUCCAGUCUCCUUCUCCAGAAGUGUCCAGGCUGUCGUCUUUAUUAGACAACAUUAUGGCUCCUUCUCCUCCACCCAGAGGUGCAGCGCUCUCUACUGGCAAUAGGAUAGCAAAGGGUCGUGACUGCAGACUUAAAAUCAGCAACAUGGGGGUUGGUAUGCAAAAGCUUACCAGGGAAACCAUUGCAUCAGAUGUAACAGCAUCAAGAGAUAUGAACGAUGAGUUUCUGUGCCUUGGGGCUUUCAAAAUCCAACCUGUCCCACCUCCGAUCCUCAAUAAACCUCACAGACCGGGCUCCAGCCCCAUGAUCACUCCACAAAGGGAGCACUGUUCAAGAACUAGUCCAUCCGACAGUGAGCACAAGCCAAUCGUUUGCUCAGUGAUGCCUGAGAGGCCAACGCCCACACGUCCUCACACAGCGAGAGCUGCUCUACAGAGACCCCUUGUCCGUCCUGGUAAAGCAAGUGGGCAUCUGGACUGA